This is a messenger RNA of Rana temporaria (common frog), 567 nucleotides long. Its product is annotated as antifreeze protein Maxi-like. Bases 1 to 567 code for a protein of 188 amino acids. The transcript has a single exon. The record is from RefSeq and is a predicted model, not a curated record. Lineage: Eukaryota; Metazoa; Chordata; Amphibia; Anura; Ranidae.
AUGCAGCAGCAGAGGCCGCAGAUGCAGCAGCAACAGAGCGCCCCCUGCUGCAGCAGCGGCCACAGAUGCAACAGCCGCAGCGCCACAGAUGCAACAGCCGCAGCGGCCACAGAUGCAACAGCCGCAGCAACGGCCACAAAUGCAGCAGCAACCACAGAUGCAGCAGCAGAGGCCACAGAUGCAGCAGCAACAGCGCCCACUGAUGCAGCAGAGGCCACAGAUGCAACAGCUGGAGCGGCCACAGAUGCAACAGCAGCAACCACAGAUGCAGCAACGGCCACAGAUGCAGCAGCAACCACAGAUGCAGCAGUAGCGGCCACGGAUGCAACAGCCGCAGCGGCCACGGAUGCAACAGCCGCAGCGGCCACAGAUGCAACAGCCGCAGCAACCACAGAUGCAGCAACGGCCACAGAUGUAGCAGCAACAGCACCCACUGAUGCAGCAGAGGCCACAGAUGCAACAGCCGCAGCGGACACAGAUGCAACAGCCGCAGCGGACACAGAUGCAACAGCAGCAGCAACCAUAGAUGCAGCAGCAGCAACAGCCACAGAUGCAGUGGAGAUGUAA